AGUCGCCGCGCGCGGUUCAGCAGGUGGCAGCGAUGGCCCAGUGCUGAUUGCCCCGCCAUGGCCAGAGCCCCCGGCCCGCUGCGCCUAGCGCUCCUGCUGCUCGGGGCGGUGGGCAGAGCCGGCCCCCGCCCCCAGGGUGCCACUGUGUCCCUCUCAGAGACAGUGCAGAAAUGGCGUGAAUACCGGUACCAAUGCCAGCUCUUCCUGACUGAGACUCCACCUCCAGCCACAGGUCUGUUCUGCAACCGGACGUUUGAUGACUACGCCUGCUGGCCAGAUGGGCCGGCAGGCUCCUUUGUGAAUGUCAGCUGCCCCUGGUACCUGCCUUGGGCCAGCAGUGUUCUGCAGGGCCACGUGUACCGAUUCUGCACGGCUGAAGGCCUCUGGCUGCGCAAGGACAACUCCAGCGUACCCUGGAGGGACCUGUCAGAGUGUGAGGAGUCCAAGCGAGGGGAGAGAAGCUCCCCAGCGGAGCAGCUCCUGUCCCUGUACAUCAUCUACACUGUGGGCUACGCACUCUCCUUCUCUGCGCUGGUCAUCGCCUCAGCCAUCCUCCUCGGCUUCAGACACCUGCGCUGCACCCGGAAUGACAUCCAUUUGAACCUGUUUGCAUCCUUCAUCUUGCGAGCACUGUCCGUCUUCAUCAAGGAUGCAGCCCUCAAGUGGAUGUACAGCACGGCCGCCCAGCAGCACCAGUGGGACGGGCUCCUCUCCUACCAGGAUUCUCUGGGCUGCCGCCUGGUCUUCCUGCUCAUGCAGUACUGUGUGGCGGCCAAUUACUACUGGCUCCUGGUGGAGGGCGUGUACCUGUACACACUGCUGGCCUUCUCCGUCUUCUCUGAGCAGCGGGUCUUCAGGCUGUACAUGAGCAUCGGCUGGGGUGUUCCCCUGCUGUUUGUCAUCCCCUGGGGCAUUGUCAAGUACCUCUAUGAGGAUGAGGGCUGCUGGACCAGGAACUCGAACAUGAAUUACUGGCUCAUUAUCCGGCUGCCCAUCCUCGUUGCCAUAGGGGUGAACUUCCUCAUCUUCGUCCGGGUCAUCUGCAUCGUAGUGUCCAAAUUGAAGGCUAAUCUCAUGUGCAAGACGGAUAUCAAAUGCAGGCUUGCCAAAUCCACACUAACCCUCAUCCCCCUGCUGGGGACCCAUGAGGUUAUCUUUGCCUUCGUGAUGGACGAGCAUGCCCGGGGGACCCUGCGCUUCAUCAAGCUGUUCACAGAGCUCUCCUUCACCUCCUUCCAGGGGCUGAUGGUGGCCAUCUUAUACUGCUUUGUCAACAAUGAGGUCCAGAUGGAGUUUCGGAAGAGCUGGGAGCGCUGGCGGCUGGAGCACUUGCACAUCCAAAGGGACAGCAGCAUGAAGCCCCUCAAGUGUCCCAGUAGCAGUCUGAGCAGUGGGGCCACCGUGGGCAGCAGCGUGUAUGCGGCCACCUGCCAGGCGUCCUGCAGCUAAGACUACAGUGCCCACCCCGUGGUCCUUGCUGCUGGCUGGGCAGCCACCCCAGGUGGGAGAGACCCUCCCAGGGACAGGGAAGGAAGGGACACAUGCACACAUACAUCUCUGCUUUCCUUUCUGAAACCCACGAGACAGGCAAGUGGGCAGUGCCUCCGGGACCAUGGACACGUUUUCUCAGAGGAGAAGCAGUCUGCUAAUUUGAUCACUGUGGUGAGAGGCCAGGAAAAAUGAUUGCUGUGAAAAUGAGGAGGAUUUCUUCCCUUUAAGUGGCAAGGCCCUUGGGGUUCCCUUAAGCAGAGCAGCAAAUCAACCCCAGGCUCAAACUCAAGGUCAAUGGCUUAUUACUGGGAUUGGGGCUUAAAAGAAGAGGUGGAUCUGAAAGAUGCCCAUAUAACCUCAGCCAAACACGGGCCUGGAAGGCUGCUCUGCCUGUGUUGGUGAGGUACCUGCCCUCAUCUGCCUUCUCAUUAAGGGAAGCUUUUUGUGUCUAGGGUACUUGUUCCUCUCACUCCAUCCCCUCAUCUCACUACCCAGUUUUUCCUUGGGGGGCUUUGUUUGGGCCACCACCAGCAGCUUUUCUGGAAGUGGCUGUGGGUGGUAUUAAGAAUAAGCAUUGAGAAAGUGCCUGAAGAUUUUCUGCAGUGGUGCCCACUUCUUCCCCGGGUAUCUGAGUUGCUUUGGUUCCUGUUUCUGCCAGGGAACCAGGGCAAGGCUGCCGCUGAAGAGGCCAGACUGGUGUGUGAGCUCCAGCUCUGUUUUAAUGAUGCUCAGGAACCCUCUGGGGUUCAUCUUUGGGUACUUCAGGAAUGUCUGCAGAGUGGAUAUAGGUUACCUGCCAGUGCCAGGAACCCAGAGGGCCAAAGGACCCAUUGCCUCCAUCUCUCCAUGGGAGCACUUUUUAUCUGUGACCAGACUCUGUAUCUUGAAUAGAGGUUUGGGUGCUCCCCUCUAACUUUAUGAGAUGUGACCAAGAAGAGACUCUCCCAGGAAAACCAGCUGUCUGCAUUGUUAUUGUGGAGGCCAGCUUCCCCUGCCUUUGAAAUCCUCCACUGGGAGCUUGUAUGUACUGUCUUUACACUCCCUUACUGCUUUGAAUAGUCAUAUGUGUAUUCACUCCUCCUUACUGCUUUGAAUAGUCGUAUGUGUAUUCACACCCCCUCACUGCUGUGAAUAGUCGUAUGUGUAUUCACACCCCCUCACUGCUGUGAAUAGUCGUAUGUGUAU
Molecule: messenger RNA, 2676 nt
Organism: Nycticebus coucang (slow loris)
Lineage: Eukaryota; Metazoa; Chordata; Mammalia; Primates; Lorisidae
Gene: GLP1R
Product: glucagon like peptide 1 receptor
Exons: 13
Coding region: 58-1449 (463 amino acids)
Biological process (GO): adenylate cyclase-activating G protein-coupled receptor signaling pathway; cell surface receptor signaling pathway
Cellular component (GO): plasma membrane
Molecular function (GO): glucagon receptor activity; peptide hormone binding
Source: RefSeq, a predicted model, not a curated record